GAGUGAAGACAAAAUAAAAGAUUGGGGUUGAUUAGGUGAACCCAAUAAGACCAUCACAUUAAAUGAUUGCUUUAAUCCUUAGAUCUUCACAAUCUCCCUCAAUAUGUGUAUCCCCACUCUCAUUUAUAUUCUCUCCCUAGGGAACGACAAAAAGAAGUUUCUUCCUUAUCAAACAUUCAUUCAUUCAUCACCUCUCUCUCUCUCUCAAAAAGAAAAGAAAAAACACAAGGUGCAUGAACUUAUCAAGUCACCACCAUAAACAAUCUAUUUACUAAUAUGGGAUGGAUCAUAGGACUAUGUUCUUUUAUGAGUAUUUUCUUAGUAUCUUGGUGGUUUUUAUGUAAGAAGAAGAAAGAGGAUAAUAGAGUGAUGAUGAAGAAUAAGAAGAAGAAAGGAAAAGUUCCAAAAGGAAACAAAGGUUGGCCUUUACUUGGAGAGACUCUUGAUUUCAUUGCUUGUGGAUACACCUCUAAUCCUCUUAGCUUCAUGGAAAAACGCAAGUCUUUGUACGGAAAUGUGUUUAAGACAAACAUAUUAGGAAGUGGUGUGAUUGUGUCAACGGACCCGGACAUUAACAGAGUGAUUCUACAAAAUCAAGGCAACAUUUUCAUCCCUGCUUAUCCAAAAUCAAUAAGAGAACUAAUGGGAGAAAACUCUAUACUUCAAAUGAAUGGAAACAUGCAUAAGAAACUUCAUUCACUCCUUGGAGGCUUCCUUCGUUCUCCACAAUUCAAAGCUCGAAUCACAAAAGAUAUUCAGCAAUGUGUUAAACAAUGUUUAGCUACUUGGACUCAUCACCAACCAAUAUACAUCCAAGAUCAAGUUAAAAAGAUUACAUUUACUAUUUUGGUGAAAGUUCUGUUGAGCAUUGAUUCCGGUGAAGAUUUAUCUAUAUUGAAAAGAGAAUUUGAAGAGUUCAUCAAAGGAUUAAUUUGCUUGCCCGUUAAGUUUCCCGGAACAAGACUAUAUAAAUCCUUGAAGGCUAAGGAGAGAAUGAUGACGAUAGUGCAAAGGAUAAUAGAGGAAAGGAAUGGUGAUAAUAAACAUAAGGAUUGUGUGGCAAAUGAUGUAGUGGAUGUACUUUUAGAGGUUAAUAAAGGUGAGUUGAAGAAGAUGAGUGAGAAUAUAAUUGAGAUGAUGAUUCCUGGGGAAGAGACUCUUCCUACUGCCAUGACCAUGGCUGUUAAGUUUCUUAGUGACUCUCCUCAUGCUCUAUCCAAAUUAGUGGAAGAGAACAUGGAAUUAAAGAGGAACAAGAGUUGUUCUGACGAUUAUACAUGGACUGAUUACUUGUCACUACAAUUUACUCAAAAUGUAAUCAAUGAAACUCUUAGAAUGGCAAAUAUUGUCAAUGCCAUUUGGAGAAAAUCUAUCAAAAAUGUAGAUAUUAAAGGAUACCUAAUUCCUAAGGAUUGGUGUGUUGUGGCAUCUCUUACAUCAGUUCAUUUAGAUGCCAUGAACUAUGAAAAUCCUUUUGAAUUUGAUCCAUGGAGAUGGGAGAAAAUUGAAGCUGGGACUAGAAACAACUGUUUUACACCAUUUGGUGGAGGACAAAGAUUAUGUCCAGGGAUAGAACUCUCUAGACUAGAGCUCUCUAUUUUCCUUCACCAUCUAGUUACAACUUACAGAUGGGUUGCUGAGAGGGAUGAAAUUAUUUACUUUCCAACGGUUAAGAUGAAAAAGAAACUCCCAAUUAGUGUGACACCACUAACACUUGAUUAAAUUAGUAAAUAGAAUAGUAAUUAUUGUACAGUGUUAUAAUGUAUAUUUAUUUUUGAAAACUUAGUAUAAUAAUAGAUUAAUUUAAGAGAAUCAAUGGGGUGGCUAGCCCUACAUGAAAAGGUGCUAUGUAUUUUUGCAUUA
Molecule: messenger RNA, 1863 nt
Organism: Lathyrus oleraceus (garden pea)
Lineage: Eukaryota; Viridiplantae; Streptophyta; Magnoliopsida; Fabales; Fabaceae
Product: 3-epi-6-deoxocathasterone 23-monooxygenase CYP90C1
Exons: 8
Coding region: 277-1722 (481 amino acids)
Biological process (GO): sterol metabolic process; brassinosteroid homeostasis; multicellular organism development
Molecular function (GO): iron ion binding; heme binding; oxidoreductase activity, acting on paired donors, with incorporation or reduction of molecular oxygen, NAD(P)H as one donor, and incorporation of one atom of oxygen
Source: RefSeq, a predicted model, not a curated record